Rubroshorea leprosula is the source of this 609-nucleotide messenger RNA. The record is from the annotation of a GenBank genome assembly. Lineage: Eukaryota; Viridiplantae; Streptophyta; Magnoliopsida; Malvales; Dipterocarpaceae.
AAAGCAACAGUUGACUAUAGGGGCAGCGGUCUGUUUUAAUUUUUGGCCCUGCGAAACCCUUGGGGCAGGGUUAUUGCAUUACUAUAUUUCAUCCAUUUUCUGUCUAUGGAAAAUUAAAAAUGUACGCGGUAAAGUGGGAUCCACAGGAAUAUUUUUCAUGUAGUCAUCACUCAAUGCUCUUCUAUAUACAGACUUCUUCCUUUCCUGCACUUCUUCAAGAAAAUGAGCAGCACUAACAAUGGCAGUAGAGCAGUCCGUUGGAAUACAGAUUCCACCGGACUGAUGAAGAAGUCAUCACUGCCGUCACAGACAAGGUUCUCAGCCGUGAUUCUCUCGUCCAAGACGUUGCCAUACUCGGUGACAUUUGCAAGUAUAUAUGAGCCCUGGGACUUGCCCGGCACCUUCUCAAUUCCAUGUCUUACCGUAGAAUCCAACACUUUUCGCUAGAAGGAAGUUAUGGUGGCGGAUUCUAUAGCCAAGUAUGGCAAUUACCGCAUUAGGAUGUCCUGUGGUCUUUGUGUUUUGGAGGAUCUGCCUCCUAAUGUUAUUUUUGUUCUUGUUGAUGAUUCUUAUGGGGUCUCGGUCUCCUACUAAAAGGGACACUCGUAC